AUGAUGCAUGCCCUUUUUCUCCUCUGCUGCUGCGCUGCCGCAGGAUGGAUACGCGGUGUCGAACCAGAUAGACAGUCGAUCUACAAGCCCGACGAAGACGGGCUUUGGGCGUGCCUGGGCAAUCCAGAGAUCAAGAUUUCUUUUGACAAAAUUAACGACGAUUACUGUGACUGUCCAGAUGGCUCUGACGAGCCAGGGACCUCUGCCUGCAGCUUAGGACGAUUCUACUGCACCAACGAAGGGUUCAAGCCCAAUUACCUGCCUUCUUACAGGGUCAAUGAUGGGAUCUGUGAUUACGAUCUCUGCUGCGAUGGUUCUGACGAGCCUGGCGGAAAAUGCCCAUCGAGAUGCGCACAAAUGAAGCAAGCGUGGGACGGAGAGACUGCGGCACGGAAUGCGGUCAUUGCUAAGGGACUAGCCAAGAAGGCUAAAAUUCAACACAAAGCACACAAGGAGCGGACGAGGCUGAAGUACGAAAUCUCGCAAUUGUCUGCUGAGAUUGAGAAACUCGAGCAGGAACUGCACGGCCUCAACCAGCUUCAGGCUCCUACAGAAAAGGAGAGUGCCAUUAUCUCAGUGUUUGAGCAGCUAGACUCGAAAUUGGGGGACCUUUCUCUGCAGAUUUCUGAGAAGCUCCAGCAACUCAACAGCAAGAGACAAAAUCUGCGAAACUUGGAGGAGAUUAUGGAGACUAUGAGUAACGAGUACAAUCAUAACUUCAAUGACCCGGCCGUGAAAGCUGCCGCUCAAGCAUUCCAGGAGUAUUCUGUGAAUCAAGGCUUGAGCAAGGACGAGAAGCAAAGCGAUCAUGCCAGCGAGGUGAAAGCUCUAUUUACAGAUUUGCAGAGCCAGUUGAGAGACUCUGAGGCAGAAAUUCGGAGGCUGGCUGGCCGUGGAGACGAGGACGAGGACGAACUAUUUGACUUCAAGUCCACCUUCAAAGCCAUGGUAAACUCGUUUUUGGGCGUGUCAAAGAGACACCAGAAAUCUCCGUCGACGAGAGAGUCGGAAAAGCGGAAGAAGGAAAUUGAACAGGAACUGAAGCGGCUAAGAAGAGACCAGCAGACAAAGGAGGAGCAGCUGAACAAGGAUUAUGGGCCACACCAGAUUCUCAUGGCUAUGGACGAUUGUAUCGUGGACAAAAUCGGUGAUUAUGACUAUCGACUGUGCUUUGUCGACAAAGUAGAGCAGAUUGACCGCAAUGGCCAUGCGGUUAGAAUAGGUCGCUUCGAACGAACCGAGUUUGACGAGGAAAAACUGCAACUCAGGCUGAUCUACGAACACGGAGACAAGUGCUGGAACGGUCCAGUGAGAAAGGCCACUGUUCAGCUGGAAUGCGGCGAAAAAAACACCAUCGUGGCCGUUACCGAGCCGGAGAGGUGCGAGUACACGUUGAGAGUCAAGUCGCCUAUUGGAUGCUUUGAGUCCGUCGAAACUUGA
Molecule: messenger RNA, 1440 nt
Organism: Ogataea haglerorum
Lineage: Eukaryota; Fungi; Ascomycota; Pichiomycetes; Pichiales; Pichiaceae
Exons: 1
Coding region: 1-1440 (479 amino acids)
Biological process (GO): N-glycan processing
Cellular component (GO): glucosidase II complex
Source: RefSeq, a predicted model, not a curated record